Messenger RNA from Magnolia sinica, 615 nucleotides. Its product is annotated as enoyl-[acyl-carrier-protein] reductase [NADH] 1, chloroplastic-like. Gene Ontology annotation, biological process: fatty acid biosynthetic process. The transcript is spliced from 5 exons. Bases 73 to 360 code for a protein of 95 amino acids. NCBI's taxonomy places the organism in Eukaryota, Viridiplantae, Streptophyta, Magnoliopsida, Magnoliales, Magnoliaceae. Gene Ontology annotation, molecular function: enoyl-[acyl-carrier-protein] reductase (NADH) activity. The record is from RefSeq and is a predicted model, not a curated record.
UUACCAUGUGGUGAAUCAAUUUCUCUCACAUACAUUGCUGCCGAAAGGAUCAUUCCUGGAUAUGGUGGGGGCAUGAGUUCAGCUAAAGCUGCUCUAGAGAGUGACACCAAGGUGCUUGCAUUUGAAGUAGGAAGGCGCCACAAGAUUCGAGUUAAUACAAUAUCUGCUGGUCCAUUGAGAAGCCGUGCAGCCAAGGCCAUUGGAUUCAUCGACAUGAUGAUUGACUACUCAUCAGCCAAUGCAGGAUUAUAUCAUGGUGAUUUCUCGGCAAUUGCUGAAACUCCAUUAGCUUUUAACAGACAAUUAAAUUGCAUUCCCCAACUAGUGAAUUUUUUUAUUUUUAUAAUUUUAUUGCCGUGAGAUGAUAGGAGUUGGCCAUGAAUACAUGGAAGAGUUCUUUGGUUGUUGCGAAUCCGUUUUGGCUAAAGAUGGUUUGUUUGUCCUACAGGUUACAUAUUGUCUAUUAUAAUUUUUCUUAAUUAUGGUUUGAUUUGAAUUAUCUGAAAAGAAAGGUGUACUUGUAGUAGUCCAUUCAAAUGGCCCCACUUAGCCAUUUCCUCUUUACUGAAUUGAGUUGUUACCAAUUUUGAGAAUGGGAUUCUUAUUAAACAAUCA